CUGAUAGACGGCACUGACUGGCAUCACUGCUGGGCACUGACUGGCGGCACUGACUGGCACAACCGCUGGGCACUGACUGGUGGCACUGACUGGCAGCACUGCUGGGCUGCACUGGUGGGUGGCACUGGUGGGCAGCACUGGUGGGUGGGCACAGGUGGGUGGCACUGGUGGGCACAGGUGGGCGGAACUUGCGGGUGGCACUGCUGGGCACCGAUCAUCAGGGCACUGAUCGUCAGUGCCCUGAUGAUCGGUGCCGAUCCCCGCUCUGACAACUGCCGGUUCUCGGCAGUACUUUCCUCACGAUCUGACAGCGUGAGGAAAGUGCAGCCGAGAACCGGCACUUGC
This is a messenger RNA of Staurois parvus, 345 nucleotides long. The record is from the annotation of a GenBank genome assembly. NCBI's taxonomy places the organism in Eukaryota, Metazoa, Chordata, Amphibia, Anura, Ranidae.